CUUGCAGGGGCUGCGCCUUCUUCGUCUGCGCUGAUCGCGCCGCGUGGCGCGAGUCGCGACGCACGUGGAUCACCAACGUCCCACGUGACUUUACCGAAAGAACCAAGAGUGUGACUCCUCGUGGCUCUGUCCGAUGUUGACACGUGGCGAGCUGUAAUGGCCAUCGUCGUGAUCGUGAAAUCAUAAUUAUACCAUCACCACCGUCGUCGUCGUCAUUAUCCCAUCGCCAUCAUCAUUGUGCUCGCCAUUAAUAUACCAUCACCGCCAUCGUACCAUCACCAACAUCGUCCUCACCAUCGUUUUUAUCAUACCAUCACCACCAUCAUCGUCGUCGUCGUUGUCCUCAACAUACCAUCGCCACCAGCACCAAUACCAUAACCACCAUCAUCCUCGCCAUCAUCAUAGCAAUCAAUACCAGCCAUUCGCCACUAAGUUGACGGUGGCGUUAACCACGCGGUCCUGUGCCAGGCCAGGUGCACUUCACCAUCAUCGUCCUUCACCAUCACCAAUCGACGUGAUGGAAGGCGCCUGGAAGAACAUGAACUUGUCGGAGCCGGAGGGAGCCUGCGGCUAUGAUGAAGGCGACACCGUCAACAGCUUCUUAGACGACCGGGAUGAUGAGUUGGAGGAGACCCUGAGGGACUCGCUGCACGAGCUGUGCUCGCCCGACAGCACGGGGUCCGUACUGGACAUAGACCCCAACAAGGGGUCCGAAGAAUGGGAUAAAAGCACGUGUGUUGAUGGCAAUGAUUAUGGCAGAUGUGAAGGUUAUGUUGAUCAGCUGCGCUCCAUGUGCCUGGGAAUUGAUGACAAUGACACCACUAAUAAAGAAGACGAUCUGAGUCCUUUUCAAAGGAUCGCAAGAAAUAUGGUUGACCUGACGGGCAACGGAGGGGUGCUCAAGAUUAUUCUUCAGAAAGGAUCGGGGGACAUCGUCCCUGAACUUUCAGCAAUCAGAGUGAAUUACAACGCUUACCUGGAGUACUCUGACGAGCCGUACGACUCGAGCCACCUGCGGAAGGAGGAGAGUCGCCUGUGGCUCGGCAAAGGGGCGGUGAUGCCGGGCCUGGAGGUGGGGCUGCUGACGAUGUGCAAGGGCGAGAUGGCGCGGUUCCUGGUGCGCUCGGACUAUGCGUACGGCGCCCUGGGCUGCCCCCCACGCAUCCCGCCCAACUCCACCGUCCUCCUGGAGGUGGAGCUCCUGGGAUUCAUCGACUGCAUCAAUGUGGACGACUUCUACACCAUGACGCCGGAGGAGAGAAAACGGCUGAAGCUGGAGAAGGUGCUACACGUGGCUCUGAAUGAGCGAGCGGCUGGAAACGCCCACUUUCAAGCUGGCCGCUACGACCGAGCCUUGCACAAGUACUUGAAGACCCUGCGCAUUCUCGAAAAUGCUCACCUGUCGAGCAACGAGGAGGAGAGUCAGAUGGAGGCGUCGCUCCUCAAGGUGCUGCUCAACCUGGCCCUGUGUUACCUACGCAAGAACCGUCCUAGCAGCACUGUGCAUUAUGCGCUACGAGCCCUCCGUGUGCAGCCCAGCAACGUCAAGGCCUGCUUCCGACUCGGCCAGGCCCACCUGAUGCUGGGAGAUUAUGUGCGAGCACGGUACUAUCUGCUACGCGCCCAGAGCAUGGCACCGUUCCAGCCCGUCAUCACGCACGAGCUCAAGGCCUUGGAGGCGAAAUGGCAAGAGUUCAACAGGUGGGAACGGCAGAUGUGCCGGAGGAUAUUUAAACGCACCGGCGGCGGCAACAGCGAGGAUGCAGGAUGCAGCAGUAAUUCGGCGCGUGCCAGCGACGUCUUGGGCGAACAGGGCAAGGAAACGUUCGUUUCCACGCUCAAGGAGCUGAGGGACGAUGAGGGAUGCAGGGAGAUGACCUUCCCCGUGUCCCUGUUCACGGCCGCGGAGCGGACCGCGAUGAUGGUCGUAGCGCGCGAGAUGGGGUUUCAUGCCGAAUGUCUUGUCCAGGGCACUGGCAGCCUGGUGAAGAUAUGGAAGAAGAACUCGCAGGAUGCCUGUCCGCGGGAUUAAGGCCACGUAACCUUUUCGACGAAACUGUAAAAGCAACGCCCAACGGUUUCUCGGAGGUUGCUUUUAUGUUCGUAGCGUUUUGGAAACCGGAGGGGCAGGGAGGCAGCAGUGUUAAUUUUCUUUUACAAAACUACCGAUGGAAAUAUUCAUCAACGGGGUGGUGUUUGUGUUUUUAUUUUGAGUCGACGAUCGCUUAUGAGCGGACGGAACUGUUGAAGUUAUGGCGACGAUGACUACGACUGCUCGGCCAAAGACGAAAGCACGACCAUGACGAGACGAAACUAGCCAGUCUGAAUGAAGACACGGACUAAGAUUAUUUUGUUGCCUUGUUGGAGAUCGCAGUGCGCUGAGGAAGAACAGACAUGAUCAUCUAUAUAAAUAAAGACCUUAAUCUGUGUCUUAAAAACCUAUAAGUUACUUUCUAACAAGGUAGAAAGCUGAAAUUUGGUACAGAGGUUGCGUUUAGGACAUGAACAACAGAAACACAUCAGAAAAUCCCGAGAUUUUUCAUUUUAAGGCCCCCAAAUCUCGAUCCCUGCAGUCACGAAAGCUUUAAAUCGAGAUGUCUGUGCGUGUCAUUCAGAAACCAUUCAAAUAUAAGAUUGCGGGUUUUUUUCGUUUGAUGGUGUUAAAAUAGAACCAUUCUAUAUUUUAUUGUUUUUGAGAUUUCGGAUUCAAGCGGUUUUCAAUGAAAGAAUACGCAUUUUAUGAUCAUAUCUGAAUAAUUCCAAAACGGUAAAAGAUAGAGGAUUAAGUUCAUAAGCAAAUUACAGAAUCUUGAAAUUCAGCGGUUUCUGAUGGGUGUAUGCCUUUAAGUAUAAGAAGUAGAUUCAAGUCAACAAUUAUUUUUUUGCGGAUUAAAUGCAACAUUUUUGGAGUAAAGUCUAUGAUCGUAGCUUAUAAAUUGUAAAACUAAAAAUCAUAUCAGGUUAAUACAUUUAUUGAAAACUUUUGCAUGGGCUAGUUGGCUAUAUAUGCAUAUAAAGAGAUGUUUUGAGUUCACCAAUUGGCUGACCUGAUAAUAUGGGUGUGUGGGGCGUGUGGAAAAUUUCACACUCCACACACGAAAACGUAAUGUGAAGAGUGUUUGACUAAGCGUUUUUUGAUAGCUUUAUAAUGUCCCGGUUGCUCGUUUUUUUGCGGCAUUAACGUGCGAUUAAACGAGACCCCUGGAUCGCACGUUAUUAUAACGCGGGAAGGCUCGUGCUCAGGUCUUGGGGAUUAUCAGUGCAAAGAGUCGGUGGAAUCCCGUAGAAUAUUGGAUUUCCGCUGACAACGUAAAGGAUGUCCUGGGCAUAAAAAAAAAAAACCACGAGGAAGCAUUUGUUUAACAAGCCGCGCUAAUUCUCCGGUGGCCACGUUAUUAGAAUGGAUCGCGGUAGAUUACCGGAGCGGCAUACGCAGUCGGACAGAGACGGAAGAGCGGAGGGAAAUGACCCCAGAUGUGGGUGGCUUAGCCCGUGACUGCGGAAUUGGAAAAUAGCUUUGAAUGUCCCCCCCCGUUUUCCCUCUUGAUGAAGACGGGAAGCGAUGGAACUUGUUAGUGGUUGAUGGAAAGUCACACGUUUCUCACGGAUGCUGUUCGCUAAGAGCAGGGUGUGCGCUGGGAGGAGCGGGAAGAGGAGUGAGGAGUAACGGGGCCAGUCCAUCUCCGCCGGGUUCUCUGGAUUUACCCUCUAAAUUUAGAAUGAACAUGUGUUUAGAUUAUUUGGCUGCAACUGUAAAUUCCCACAUGUGACUAUAAAGCCAAUUCCAUGAGCCAGGUUGCCUCUGAAUUAAAGCUGAUAGCUCGGUGGGCUUUACCUGGUAAAAUACAACAGCCGAGUAGGUUUUUUAGAAACUACUCUUUGGUUCUUUCGGUAAAGUCACGGAGAAAGAAAUUAAAUAAUAGAAUGUGACGUUUCGAUUGCAACACAAGCAAUCGUCAUCAGGUACGAAUGAAUGAGAAAACAAACCUAGUAAACUUCGCAAAAUAUAAUGCAAUACAACACAGAGAGUCGGCUAACAUAACAGUCAACACCCUACCUGGUUGAUUACGUUCUUCCAACAAUUGCUAAAUUUGAGAGAGACAAAACAGACACGGAGACACACAGACAGACACACAAGCAGAGAGAGAGACUCGCACAGAGACUGGAGAGAGACGCACACAUAGGCAUACAGAAACAACGCCUAUGUGUUGAGGCCUUAAAUAGAGAGAGAGCAGGGGGGGGUAGAGAAUAAUGAGAGAGUUGUGUGGAACAAACAAGCACGGCCUGCCCAAAGCGGACGGAGGAGCUAGGCACUGGACUUGUAAACAAACAAGCA
Messenger RNA from Lethenteron reissneri (Far Eastern brook lamprey), 4336 nucleotides. It is a transcript of the gene FKBP6, whose product is annotated as FKBP prolyl isomerase family member 6 (inactive). The record is from RefSeq and is a predicted model, not a curated record. Gene Ontology annotation, biological process: piRNA processing; spermatogenesis. Gene Ontology annotation, molecular function: peptidyl-prolyl cis-trans isomerase activity; Hsp90 protein binding. Gene Ontology annotation, cellular component: cytoplasm. Lineage: Eukaryota; Metazoa; Chordata; Hyperoartia; Petromyzontiformes; Petromyzontidae.